AGUACAAAUCGCAACUUCAUCGAGUCCGUCCAUCGUGAGAAACUGGCGGGAGGAAGUGCCUUCGUUUCCUUGCUGCACUUUGGCACGAUGAUUGCGCAUGCGUAUUACAAAACGUUAAUACGUCACAGGAUCGACGCACUGUUGCGCAUGCACUCUCGCGCGUUUUUCUUAUUUCCUGUGUUGUACGUUUUUAAUUUGGCACGUUAAGAACGUUAUAGUAGUUAUUCCGGCUUUAAUGUAGUUAAUUGGUUACUGUUGAAAAAUAGAUUUGACAUUAGUUUUAAACUCAACGUCUCUUCUGUUUAAUUUGAGGUACGUUAGCUACGAAAGCUUGCUUUGAUUUUACCGGAGAAAAUGAUUUGGCGCUGCAUCAUUUGUUAUGUGUUUGUGGCUCUUACUCUCAAAUCUUUAUUGAGCCACAUCAAUUUUGCACAUAGUCGUAGUCCAGAUUUCCGUCUGGUUUGUGGAAUAGAUGGGUGCACUAAAGAGUACCGAGUCUACAACUCUUUUUGGUAUUACAUCAGACGAACACACUCACAAUAUCUAGACGGCGUGAGUAGCAGCAGAUCACAUCGGAGAGAGAGAUCAGCACAACACGAGGCAUCCGGUGAACCUAGAAUAACGGACAGCAACAACUUGUGGACAUAUAGUGGACGAACGCUGGUGGCUCAGGAAACUCGGAACUCAAGUGACAGUCCGGAUAAUGAAAAGACACUGGAAAAUAGUGUGGAUUUGCAAACCUCUCUUCUUGUUCCUGUGGAACAUUUUGGUGAUUUUGAUGCUUUUGUCACUGGUGAAACAGUUUUCUCUGGCUUAAGGAGUAACACCGUUUUGCGGUCUCAUCCGAACCUGGAAGCACAGGAUGUACUACUAAAUGAAACUUCAGAUUCGAAUCCCACUCUACCUAUUCCAAACAGGCCUUCAGAUGACUCAAGUUCCUCAUGCCUCCACCAAGAAACCCCGAAUGACGAAUUAUCAAGCGAUGAUGUGCUAUCCAGACAUGCCACUGCUAUUGUGAUGACUGCUAGAGAGAAACAUCAUCUCUCACAGAAUGGUGUGAAUGAUGUUGUGGCUGAGGUUCAGGAGUAUCAAGCUCAGUUACUGAACAGCUUGAGGAGUCAGCUAAAAAACAGUAUUCAGCAGACAUGCAGGAAGUGA
This is a messenger RNA of Carassius carassius (crucian carp), 1158 nucleotides long. RefSeq lists its product as uncharacterized. The record is from RefSeq and is a predicted model, not a curated record. The transcript is spliced from 3 exons. NCBI's taxonomy places the organism in Eukaryota, Metazoa, Chordata, Actinopteri, Cypriniformes, Cyprinidae. Bases 355 to 1158 code for a protein of 267 amino acids.